Molecule: messenger RNA, 1314 nt
Organism: Schizophyllum commune H4-8
Lineage: Eukaryota; Fungi; Basidiomycota; Agaricomycetes; Agaricales; Schizophyllaceae
Exons: 4
Coding region: 158-1012 (284 amino acids)
Source: RefSeq, a predicted model, not a curated record
CGUGCCGAAGGGGUCUCUAGGGGGUGCCUCGUGCUUGAGCGAACACCGAUCACGUGUGUUUAUUUAUCGUUUGUUUUCUCGACAUCGUCUUUUGUUUCUUACCGUCACCCCCUCCGACCGCCAACCGCGAUCCAAACCGCCUCCCGCGCCAGUGAACAUGUCUGUGUCGCCCGCCGUGCUCCGUCGCCUUAUGCGCGAGAUCUCUGAACUGCAGAGGACGCCGCCAGAGGGCAUUCGCAUCCUCGCCAGCGAGGACAACAUGCUCGACGUGACGGGCGUCAUUGAGGGUCCUGAGGGCACCCCGUACGCGGGUGGCUACUUCAGCGUCAAGUUCAAGUUCACGGAAGAGUUUCCCGCGGCGCCGCCAAAAUGCUGGUUCGCGACGAAGAUCUUCCACCCGAACGUGUCCUCCGCGGGCGACAUCUGCGUGAACACGCUCAAGAAGGACUGGCAGGCGUCGUACGGCAUCGCGCACAUCCUCGUCACCGUCAAGUGUCUGCUCAUCUACCCGAACCCCGAGUCCGCGCUCGACGAGGAGGCCGGGAAGCUCCUGCUCGAGGACUACAACUCGUACUGCAGCCGCGCGCGGCUGAUGACGGGCGUGCACGCGCGCGCGAGGCCCGCGGCGUUCGACGCGCCCGCUGCUUCGACUUCAAGUUCGAACGCGAACAACUCCGCACCGUCCUCGAAGCCGCCAUCGAGCGCGGCGCAGACGCCGGUGAUGUCGGUUUCGUCGCGCACUUCCACUAUGCGCAAGUCAGCCUCGCCAGCGCCCGCGACGGGCCCGCAGGUGCCGUUCAAGCAGUCGAAUGCGGGUGGGGAGGAUGGCACGGGCAAGGAGCACGGCUCGAAGGGGAGCUACUCGGGGCCGUCACCGCUGGGCACGGCGGACAAGAAUGUGAACGGGGGCGCGGCACCGGCGGCGGCGACGGGCAAGGCAGUGAAGCGGGCGGCUACCGGAGGGGCCGCGAAUGGGGCGGAGAAGCGGAAGAAGGCGCUGAAGCGGCUGUGAGGGGAAGCCUAUCAGUGCAGCUGUUCUGUCGCAGAUAUGCUGUCGCUGCUUGUGCGCCGCCGCGUGCAUCAUCGCCUCGCCCGCUCUGUCAGCCCCCGCUUGCGCUCAGCAAGCGCCGGCCUUUGCUCUGUCAGCGCCCCUCUCCAUCGCCCUACCAGCCCCCUUCCCCCCUCGCAUGCUCCCGGCGACCCUCCUUUGCUCUGAGGAAGACAUUUGUACCUAUAUACGCAUCGCAUACCUACAUCUUUACCGACAUCUCUUGUUCCCUUCGUAGUACAUAAUUUCAUGGCUCGUUCUCAUUC